Molecule: messenger RNA, 2774 nt
Organism: Candoia aspera
Lineage: Eukaryota; Metazoa; Chordata; Lepidosauria; Squamata; Candoiidae
Gene: RPRD1A
Product: regulation of nuclear pre-mRNA domain containing 1A
Exons: 7
Coding region: 302-1312 (336 amino acids)
Biological process (GO): mRNA 3'-end processing
Molecular function (GO): RNA polymerase II C-terminal domain binding
Source: RefSeq, a predicted model, not a curated record
AGACGAUUUGGUGGUGUACAAAAGGAAGGGCCAAGGCAGCAAGCAGCUGCAAUGAGAAAAUCGCUGCUUCGUGUGUGCGUCCUGAUUCCGUUUUGAAAGCUGCGUCGUUUCUGUGCAAAUCAGUUUACCACGCUAAGAAAACUCUGACAGCCCACACCCCCUUCUUCGGAACUGGGAGUUUUAAAUCGGGCUCUUUUCAGCGUUUUCGUAAUUCUCUCUCUAGAACAGGUCUCGCUUAGUGACGUUGCGCAAAAGGCGUGCCUCUGCGGCUCUACUGGCAGCGUAGCCGCCAUUUUGUUUGAUGUACGUUAGUGUACGCGAUCUGCUUACCGCAACGUUUGUUCACCUUAGAGGGUCCGAAGCUGAGAAUAGAAAUAGAACGGUAAUGUCGGCUUUCUCAGAGUCGGCACUGGAGCGAAAAUUGUCGGAGCUAAGCAAUUCUCAGCAAAGUGUCCAGACGCUGAGUCUGUGGCUCAUCCACCACCGAAAACACUCGCCGCUCAUUGUCACCGUCUGGGAGCGCGAACUGCGCAAAGCCAAACCAAACAGGAAGCUAACUUUUUUGUAUCUGGCUAAUGAUGUUAUUCAAAAUAGCAAAAGAAAAGGGCCGGAGUUUACAAAAGAUUUUGCACCUGUCAUAGUGGAGGCUUUUAAACACGUAUCCAGUGAAACUGAUGAUAGUUGCAAGAAGCACCUAGGCCGUGUGCUCUCUAUUUGGGAAGAGAGGUCUGUUUAUGAAAAUGAUGUAUUGGAACAACUUAGGCAAGCUUUGUAUGGUAACCCAAGGAAACGCACAUAUGAACAGAUAAAGAUUGAAGAUAACUGCUCAACACAAAGCUCUCCAUGUGAUCCUCCCCAGACGGUGGAUCUUAUAAGAGCAUUACAAGAAUUAGAAAAUGCAGCCACUGGAGAUGCAGCAGUUCAUCAGAGGAUAGCCUCAAUACCUCUAGAGGUUCAAGAUGCAACUUUGCUUAACAGAAUCACAGAUAAAGAAUCAGGAGAACAGCUUUCCAAGAUGGUUGAUGAUGCAUGUAUGUUGCUGGCGGAUUACAAUGGCAGGUUGGCAGCUGAAAUAGAUGAUAGAAAACAACUAAAUCGGAUGUUGUCGGAUUUCUUACGAUGCCAAAAAGAAGUCCUGUCAGAGAAAGAACAAACAUUGGAAGAAUACAAGCGCAAAUUAACAGGUGUGUCCCAGGUACGGAAAGAACUCAAGUCACGCAUCCAGAGCCUCCCUGAUCUGUCAAGACUCCCCAAUGUCACAGGAAGUCAAGUGCAUCUACCGUUUGCAGGGGAUGUCUAUAGUGAUGAUUGAUACUCAGAUCUUUCACUGGAGUGAGGAAUUGGUCAGGUUGAUUGAUAAUUAUUUUUGUAUGUUUGUUGAAAUAGCACUGAAGUGUUCUAAUUUAUAAGAAAUGUUGAAUGUUGCUUUGUUUAAUAUUUGAUUAACAAGUGGUAAAGCAGGUACUAUGGUAAGAGGCAGCAUUUGUGUAUUAUGUUAAAAAAGUGAUUAUUGCAAUUAAUUUUUGUAUACUUUUGGACUAAAUCUUGCCCCCAAUAGAAAACAGCUUCUUUUUUUUCUUGUGCUUUUUAUGGAUAUAGUUCUGUUAAAUUAAACAAAAUAUGUGUACUCAAGUAGCAGAAACUUAUAUUUUGAUUGCUAAAUAUUUGAAGAACAAUUAUUUUUUUUAAAUGUUGAAUACAAAUCAUAUUAAAAACAGACAUUGAAAGACCAACAAUGAUCUUACUUAAGUAAAUUAAAAAUGUGAUAUGAUUUAGCAUUUCAAACCAUCAGUAAUAUUUAAGAUACAUUUUCUGUAUUGACUGUAGCAAUAAGACUGUAUUGCUUAUACAAGAUUUCUGUUCUAUAUUUAUGCCCAAGUAGGCAAACCUAGAAAACAUCCAGGAUAAUCUUUUUUGAACAUCAUUCACUUCCCAUAACUGGGAGUGGUUAUAUAGAAAUAAUUUUUAAAAAAUCCUAAAAUACUAGUGAAAUUCUAAUUCAGAAGAAAGUCCCACUAUCUUCAGUGGAGUUUACUUCCAGGUAAGUGUGUGAAAAAUAUCAUUGUAGUGUGCUGGAUUCAUUGACCAAAGAGUUGUGUUGCUCUGGGAUAUCUCAGUUGCUUCCAUGUUACUUGCAGAAAGGCAUUCGCAUUCCCAAAGUUUUAAUAUGAGAAAAGUUUAUUCUUGACUAGUCGUGAGCUAGACAAAUACAUGCUCAUCUACCCCUUAUAUCUCAACAUGUUUGCCCCGAUGUCUAUAUGGACAAUCUCAAAUGAAGAAAUUAUUUGUAUACGGAAACAUACAUGUACAUGUACAAUGUAAAUUACCUAAAUAACACUCUUCCCCUUGCUGGCAUAUUUUUAGAUUUUGCCCAUAGCAUUGUUUAAUGGAAAUACAUUAAAUGCUACUAGAAGAACACAUUAUUACAUAUCAAACAUGUUAAUUUUUACUAUGGCUACUUAAAUAUAUGAAAGUAGAAUUCCUGAGAUAAAAAUAUUGAUGACUCUGUUACGCAGACCAUUUUGGUGCACAUUUAGUGUCCCGAUCUGUCACUUCUUUCUAUAGUAAACAAUUGGUUCAUGCAAUAAGUAUUGGAUGUUUACCAUAUUUGCAUUAUGUAGUAAUUGUUUUAUGUGUUCAUACGCUGUUUUGCAAAUUUUAGGCAUGGUCCAAUCAAGCCUAGUGAAAUCCAAUUUAUUUAGUGGAAAUAAUUAAAUAUUUGUUUAAAUCUUGUCAGUAAAAUAGGUAACACAUUAAAAUUCUUAACUUUUGCA